Messenger RNA from Paramecium tetraurelia, 1284 nucleotides. RefSeq lists its product as uncharacterized. Gene Ontology annotation, biological process: protein phosphorylation. Gene Ontology annotation, molecular function: ATP binding; protein kinase activity. The record is from RefSeq and is a predicted model, not a curated record. The transcript is spliced from 5 exons. Lineage: Eukaryota; Ciliophora; Oligohymenophorea; Peniculida; Parameciidae.
AUGGGCAAUGUUUAAGCUUUCGUGAAUUAUAACACAGAAUUGACUUUCACUUCUGAUUUAAAUGAUUAAAUUUAAUGUUGUGGAACAAUCUUUCAUCCAGCAUUUGGAAAUAUCCAGUUAUGGAAAAUGAAGAAGAACACCAAUCUUGAACUCUUUUCUUUUACAAGACAUUUAUACUUUUAAGAUUCCAUAUUAUUAACUAUUCAUUCAAAGAGAAGCUAAUUAUAACAUCCAAAUCUAUUGUAAUAUUAUGCCUGUACUCAAAACACCCCUCAAUAUUGUGGGAGUGUCGAAACUUAACAAUUUUAUUUCGAAUAUAUUUCCCAGACACUAUCUUAAUAUUUAUGUGCCAGAUCUGAAACAUUCAGGGAAAUUGAAGUUUGGAAGUCACUUGAAUAGUUAGUGAGUGUACUCAAAUACUUGUAAAACAAUGGCUAAUCGCAUGGAUAAAUUACUUCAGACCAUAUCUUCAUAACUUCAGAUUAAACUUUAAAAACACUGGAUUAAAUUACAAUUUAAUCAACUGAUUAAUAGAUUAAAUAAGAUGUUUAUGAUCUAGCCUAACUUAUAGUGGAACUUAUGACCAAAAGGAAAUUCCACGCCAGCUUAAAAGAAACUGUCAUAUCAUUAUCUACUGAUUAUUCCUAAUAGCUCCUACAAGUAUUAGCUAGAAUGCUUAAUCAAAAUCCUGAGAAAAGGCCAGACUUCAUAGAAUUAUCAUAAUACAAAACUACUAGCAAAGAAUUAGGAUUGACCUUAAACCCUUCAAUAGUUAAAACCACAGAGAAUCCUCAUUAUUAUCCUUUAAGUUAAAUUAUAAAUGAAAGAAACAAUAAAGCAUUCAAUUAGAAUCUCUAAUAAAGAUAACUAUCGCCUUAUAAAAUAAUUCCAUAUUCGCCUUAAAGAAUAACUCCUAAAUAGUUUUCACCAUCCAGAAUUUAUGGUUAGACUUAAAGAGUAGUUCAGCCACAAAGAUUAGCUUAAGCAAUCAAAAAAGAGGAAGUCUACUCCCCAAUCAAACAAUCACUUUAACAAUUAAGUUAAUUAUAUAGAACUACAACCCCUGUCAAAGGAAAUAAAACCAGCUCAAAGGCAUCAACAAUUAGUCAUAAUGCUUCCCUGAUUGAUUCUUACAGGACUUAAUAUCCCUUCUCUAGUCAAACAAGAGAUAAACCGAAUAAACUCUAAAUUCCUCAGCACAAAAGUGAUGUGAAAAGAAUGAUAUUUAAAGAUGAUUUGAAUUAGACUUCAACAAGUUAACCUCCAAUUGAAAUGGUCUUAUGA